Messenger RNA from Plenodomus lingam JN3, 381 nucleotides. RefSeq lists its product as uncharacterized. Lineage: Eukaryota; Fungi; Ascomycota; Dothideomycetes; Pleosporales; Leptosphaeriaceae. The record is from RefSeq and is a predicted model, not a curated record.
AUGUCCUCCUCCAACACCACCAAACCAGCCACUGAGGCCGACAUAAUCGCCCUCAUCUACGCCCUCGAUGUCGAUCCCGUCUUCACGGGCGACCCCAUCACCACUACCAACACCACCACCACCAUGAGCAAUUCCCCGGAGCCCCCCACCAGGCCAGUCCGAAGGACCAUCAGACCACGCUGGCUCCCCUACUCUCUCUCUCGUCGCCCGCAUCCCCCCCGUCCCUUCAAGAGGGAUACAUUGGUGCGUUGGGUCUGCUGUACCUGCAUUGCUGCGACGUCGUUUGAAGAUGGCGCAAAGUGUGAGGGCUGUGAGCACUCUGGGUGCAGCAAAUGCCAGAAGUAUAGGAGGGGCAAAGAGGGCGUUGUGGGGGUGGAAUAG